Messenger RNA from Manihot esculenta (cassava), 1609 nucleotides. RefSeq names its product patatin-like protein 2. The coding region runs from base 152 to 1381 and encodes 409 amino acids. Lineage: Eukaryota; Viridiplantae; Streptophyta; Magnoliopsida; Malpighiales; Euphorbiaceae. The record is from RefSeq and is a predicted model, not a curated record. Gene Ontology annotation, molecular function: monoacylglycerol lipase activity; glycerophospholipase activity. Gene Ontology annotation, biological process: lipid metabolic process. The transcript is spliced from 7 exons.
CCUAAUCACAAAUUCAUCAAGCUAUUAUCAAAGGCGUACUUGAGAUAUCUCUGCUUCUAUCUGAGAGACAUCAAGAUCACUACUAUAUAGGCUCUUAAAUUUUUUAAGUCCCACACAAAGAUCACACAGUUCUCUUGGUCAUCGAUUCCCGAUGGAAGGAACAACCGCAGUGGCCCUUCAACCUCCAACUUAUGGAAACCUGAUCACCGUCCUCAGCAUUGAUGGUGGCGGGAUAAGAGGCGUUAUCCCCGGAACCAUCCUUAACUUCUUAGAGUCUGAACUUCAGAAAUUGGAUGGUGAGGAUGCAAGAAUCGCAGACUAUUUUGACGUAAUAGCAGGAACAAGUACCGGAGGUCUAGUUACUGCAAUGCUUGCUAGCCCAAAUGAGAAGAAUCGUCCGGUGUUUGCAGCCAAGGAUAUCAAGGACUUCUACCUGAAUGAGUGCCCUAAAAUCUUCCCACAAAACAGAUGUCCAUUAUUUCCGCAAACACAGAAGGUAAUAAAAGCUUUGUCAGGACCAAAAUACGAUGGGAAAUAUCUGCAUUAUCUUAUCAAGGAAAAACUAGGAAACACGAAAUUGAACCAGACAUUGACCAACGUUGUGAUUCCAACAUUUGAUAUCAAAAGGCUUCAGCCGACUAUUUUUUCCAGCUUUCAGGUUAAGAAAAGCCUAUCUCUGAAUGCUCUACUCUCAGACAUAUGCAUUUCAACCUCAGCUGCACCAACUUAUCUUCCAGCUCAUUAUUUCGAAACAAAAGAUGAGAAAUCAGGAGAAGUGAGGGGAAUAUUCAACCUUAUUGAUGGUGGCGUUGCUGCAAACAAUCCGACUUUGGUUGCCAUGGGUGAAGUGACGAAGGAAAUCAUCAAUGGAAGCCAAGACUUCUUUCCUAUAAAGCCAAUGGACUAUGGAAGAUUUCUGGUCAUAUCCUUAGGAACUGGGGCAGCAAAAGCUGAAGAGAAGUACAGUGCCGCUGAUGCAGCAAAAUGGGGUGUAUUGGGUUGGCUAACAAGCCAUGGAUCCACACCUUUAGUCGAUGUUUUUAGCCAAGCCAGUGCCGACAUGGUAGAUUUCCAUAUUUCUGUGGUUUUUAAAGCCCUGCACUCGGAAAGUAAUUACCUUCGCAUUCAGGAUGACACUUUAAGUAGGACAGUUUCGUCAGUGGAUGUAGCCACGAAAAAGAACUUGGAUGAUCUCGUAAAAGUUGGUGAAGGUCUGUUAAAGAAACCAGUUUCCAGGGUGAACUUGGAGACUGGAGUCUUUGAACCAUUUGGAAAAGAGACCAAUGAAGAAGCUCUUAUAAGGUUUGCCAAAUUGCUCUCCGAAGAGAGGAGGCUUCGCCAUUCUAAAUCACCCCAUGGACAAGUCGCGAAUUCGAAAUGAUUAUACCGAUAACAGAAAUGAUCGAUCUUCCUAAUUUAGUCUUUACGAGGUGGGUCGCAAAUCAAGGCCGCCAUAACUGUAUGAUUCUUUACUGUAAUGAAGUUGUGAUUGAAUAAGUCCUCUAUGGGACAGAGUUGUGAGAUUUCCUUGUUUCUUUAAAUUCUAUGUACAGGUAUACUAUGAAUUGAUGUAACCAGUUUGAAUAAAAUUUCAUAACCACAUUAUUUU